GGGAGGAAGGCGGCUCUGCACCAUUGCGACGUCGUCGUCGAGGCCACAUCAUAGCAAUAGCAGGCGAUGGAGGAGGGCAGCGAGGACCCGCCCACGCGCCUCAUCGGGAACUUCCUCCGGAAGCAGAGAGCGUCCGGCGCCGAGCCGUCGCUCGACCUCGACCUGGAGAUGGAGGAGCACGGGAGGCCGCCGCAGCGCGCUAGGUCUCCGCGUGUCUCCUUGGAGGACGAACACCAGAAACACGUCUCCUCUGACUCCGACUCCGACUCCGAUGCGGGCGAGGUGGUACGCUGCAAAUCUACAUCCACGGGCACGGCAGCGGGUCCAUUGUUGCGAGCCAAGACGCGCUCCCGGCUCAUGGACCCGCCGCCGGCGGCAGCUCCCGUCGUCAACAAGAAGCACAAGCCUUCCGCCUCACGGUCCCCUAAGCCCGGCCAGCAGUCCCCUUCGUGGCGCUGGUCGGGCCCGAUAGACGGCGAGGAGGAGGACCCAUUCGUGGACGAGGACAUCCCCGACGACUUCAACUUGAAGCGCGGCAAGCUGGGCGCUCUCACCAUCUUGCAGUGGGUCAGCUUGGUGCUCACCGUCGGCGCGCUGGCUUGCAGCGCCAGCAUAAGGGUCCUGUCCAAGAAGAAGGUGUGGGAGCUGCACCUUUGGAAGUGGGAGCUGCUCGCGGUCGCGCUCGUCUCCGGCCGUCUCGUCUCCGGGUGGGUCAUCCGGAUCGCAAUGUUGAGCGUGGGACGUAAUCUGCUGCUGCGGAAGCGCGUGCUCUACUUCGUGUAUGGCGUCCGCAGCGCCGUGCAGAACACGCUCUGGCUCGGCCUGGUUCUCGCCGCCUGGCACUUCUUGUUCGACGACAAGUGCCAAGCGGCGCACAUGCCGGUGGUGUCCUACGUGAUGAAGAUGCUCUUCUGCUUGCUCGUCGCCACGCUCAUCCGGCUUGUCAAGACGCUGCUGCUCAAGGUGCUGGCCUCGUCCUUCCAUGUCUCGACCUACUUUGACCGGAUUCAAGCGUCCUUGUUCAACCAAUAUGUCACUGAGACCCUCUCUGGGCCGCAACUAGUUGACCACGCCAACGUGUUUGCUCAAGUGAGUGAUCUCCAUCUCCAUGCCGUAAUGCCAACCAAGAAUCUAUCAGGGCAAGUGAGCUUUCGGACGUCGGUUUCAAUGUCUAAGCAGCAGGGCCAAGGAAGCAACAAGCUGACGUCCAAGGAGAAAAGGCAGCACCAGACUGCUGAUGAAGGGAUCAGCAUUGACAAGCUGAAUAGGCUCAAUCGGAGAAACGUCUCAGCCUGGAACAUGAAGAGGCUCAUGAAGAUUAUUCGGUUUGGAACGCUCACGACAAUAGAUGAGCAGAUAAAGCAGGCGACGGGUGAGGGGGAUCUGUCAGCCACACAUAUUCGUAGCGAAUACGAGUCACACAUGGCCGCCAAGAAGAUCUUCCAUAAUGUAGCAAAGCAUCGAUCCAAGUACAUAUACUUGGCAGACUUGAUGCACUUCAUGAGGCAGGAGGAAGCCAUCAAAGCAAUGGAUCUUUUUGAAGGAGGACAAGAGUAUAAUAGGAUCAGCAAGAGGUCUCUCAAGAACUGGAUGGUGAAUGCAUUUAGGGAGCGCAAAGCCCUUGCCUUAACACUUAAUGAUACAAAAAUUGCAGUAUCCAAGCUCAACCAGAUGACUAAUGUUGUUGGUGGCAUCAUCGUAUUUGUUCUCUGGCUUCUUAUUCUUGGCAUAGCGACAACAAAUUUCCUUGUCUUCCUCAGUUCACCGUUUUUGGUGGCAAUUAUUGUAUUUGGAGACACUUUAAAGGCAAUUUUUGAGGCAAUUGUUUUCUUAUUUGUGAUGCAUCCUUUUGAUGUUGGAGACCGCUGUGAAAUAGAGGAAGUUCAGGUUGUUGUCGAGGAAAUGAAUAUCUUGACAACAGUGUUUCUCCGAUAUGACAACCUGAAGAUAUAUUAUCCAAACAAUGUACUGGCCUCCAUACCGAUUAAGAAUUUUUACAGGAGUCCUGAUAUGGGAGAUGGAAUUGAUUUCUAUAUUCACGUUGCCACACCGGUAGCGAAACUAGCACUAAUGAAGGAAAGAAUACUACGUUACAUCAACAACAAGAAAGAGCAUUGGUACCCGGGGGCGAUGGUCAUCCUCCGAGAUGUAGAUGAGACCAACAAGCUAAAAAUAUCCAUAUGGCUCUGUCACACGCUCAACUUCCAGGACAUGGGGAUGAGGUAUGUGAGGAGGGAGCUGGUGCUCCAGGAGAUGAUCAAAGUCCUCAAGGACCUCGACAUUGAGUAUCGGAUGCUACCACUCGAUGUGAACGUGCGGAAUGCGCCUCCUAUUUUAUCCACAAGGAUGCCAACAACAUGGAAUUAUUGCUGAAGUAGUUGAUGUUCACGGGGCAUUUCCUAUCCAGUUCGAGCGGUGAGAGCUACAAGAGCCCUUGCUAGCAACAGGCAGGUAGGUGAUGAUAUGAGCUGUUAGCGUAUCUAAGGCACAUCACUUGGUUUGGUGUGUAAUUAGUGUUGUGUAGUAUGUCAGCUUUGCAAUAGAAUAAUUGAUCAAUUUUCAAUA
Molecule: messenger RNA, 2565 nt
Organism: Hordeum vulgare subsp. vulgare (domesticated barley)
Lineage: Eukaryota; Viridiplantae; Streptophyta; Magnoliopsida; Poales; Poaceae
Product: mechanosensitive ion channel protein 6-like
Exons: 5
Coding region: 67-2373 (768 amino acids)
Biological process (GO): monoatomic anion transport; transmembrane transport
Cellular component (GO): plasma membrane
Molecular function (GO): mechanosensitive monoatomic ion channel activity
Source: RefSeq, a predicted model, not a curated record